This is a messenger RNA of Sorex fumeus (smoky shrew), 411 nucleotides long. RefSeq names its product S100 calcium binding protein A14 (gene S100A14). The transcript has 3 exons. Lineage: Eukaryota; Metazoa; Chordata; Mammalia; Eulipotyphla; Soricidae. The coding region runs from base 75 to 389 and encodes 104 amino acids. Gene Ontology annotation, cellular component: perinuclear region of cytoplasm. Gene Ontology annotation, biological process: response to lipopolysaccharide; toll-like receptor 4 signaling pathway; positive regulation of monocyte chemotaxis. Gene Ontology annotation, molecular function: chemokine receptor binding. The record is from RefSeq and is a predicted model, not a curated record.
CUGCUCCACACAGAUCAUGAGCUGUCAGUAGAGAAGGGACAGUCAGCGCUCGUCACCCACCACGACCACUCGCCAUGGGACAGUGUCGCUCAGCCAACGCAGAGGACGCCCAGGAAUUUAGCGACGUGGAGAGGGCCAUCGAGACCCUCAUCAAGAACUUCCACCAGUACUCGGUGGAGGGUGGGAAGCAGACGCUGACCUCCACUGAGCUCCGGGACCUGGUCACUCAGCAGCUGCCCCACCUCAUGCCGAGCAACUGUGGCCUGGAGGAGAAACUCGCCAGCUUGGGCAGCUGUAACGACACCAAGCUGGAGUUCGGGAGUUUCUGGGAGCUGAUCGGAGAAGCAGCCAAGAGUGUGAAGAUGGAGAACCCGGUCAGGGGCAGCUGAGAUUUCGGGCAUCCGGGGGACA